Messenger RNA from Fulvia fulva, 825 nucleotides. RefSeq lists its product as uncharacterized. NCBI's taxonomy places the organism in Eukaryota, Fungi, Ascomycota, Dothideomycetes, Mycosphaerellales, Mycosphaerellaceae. The record is from RefSeq and is a predicted model, not a curated record. The transcript has 5 exons. Bases 1 to 825 code for a protein of 274 amino acids.
AUGGGCGCAAUGAAGACAACAAUGUCGCCAAGUCCUACGAGCCCUGGCACAUGGCAGACUCGAGUCACUAAUAUCAAUCGACGGCAUUGUCAACGAGCCGUUCCUAUGCGAGUUCUCGUGCUGGGCUUGAGUCGAACAGGGACGAACUCCCUAAGGAUCGCACUUGAACAACUUGGAUAUACAUCUACCGACCAUGGGUUCGCAGCAACGCUUGAGAAUACCCGAGACUGUGAGAUGUGGCUAGCAGCGCUGCGAGCCAAAUUUGAGGGUACAGGCCAGUCGUUCCGCCGUAGCGAGUUCGAUCAAGUUUUAGGACAUUGUCAGGCUGUCACGGAUAUUCCAGCUGCAUGUUUUGCCGCCGAGCUGAUCAGGGCAUACCCCGAAGCAAAAGUGGUCCUUACAAAUCGUGAUGUUGAUGACUGGCAGGCCUCCGUGAUGCAAACCCCGAUCCCACAAAUCUACAGUCCAUACGGCGCGUUCAUAGCUCUGCUUGCCACACUCUGCAGAAGCCAUAGUCGCUGGAGCCGUUCCACCUUCAUACUCAUAUUCGAGAGAUUCUACCAAGGCUUUGCACAGAAUGGGAAGGCCGUAUACCAGGCGCAUUAUAAGUCCAUCAGGACGAUGGUGCCGAAGGAACGAUUGCUGGAAUAUCAUGUCAAAUAUGAUCCGUUUCCGAGUGGCAAUGAGGGAGAAGUGACGCAGAGACUAAUCGCGGAAUUGGUUGCGGUUGAAGCCAGGCAGGCUUUCAGAAGGAUUGCUGUAGCUGGGCUUCUGUUGUUCGGUGGGUACUUCACAUGGCUUGCGAUGGCCUGGGUGGCCACAUAG